CCAUUGUGCGGGUGAGUGACGGGCGCGGGGACCAAUCAGCGCGCGGGGGAAAGGGGCGGGACAUGGACAAGAUGGCGGCCGCGAGCUGAGUGGAUCCGCGGCGUCGCUCAACAUCUGCACCGAAAAUACCGCGUAAACACCAAGCUCUGUCGGCCAUCGGGCGGCCGCUCACCCCGGGGAGGGAGGGCCGGCGGCGGCAUCGUCUGUACCUGUGGUCUGUAUCUGUGCCCGCGUUAGCUCCAGCCCCCUCGCCCGCCCGCCACCCCGCCCGCCCCUAGACCGAAGGCCAUGAAGCCGCUUCAGUGAAGGAAGGAAGGACGGGCGGCCCGGCAGGAGCCACGGCCACGGCGGCACCACGCAGUGCUCUCUGCUCCCCACAUCCCCGCACACACAGGAUCUCAGCCCGCUAUCCGCCUCGGCCGGGAUUUAAACUGCGACCCCGAAGGAAUAUGAAGGAAAAAGACGUCUCGCCCAAAGCUGGUGGCAAACGAGGGGAGGAAAGGCGAGGAGGCCACCACCAGCAGCCCAGGAAAAUGGGGAAUAACCACAACAGCAUCAACAGGAACAACAAGAACCAUGGCAAUGCCAAGAGGACUCGUAAUAUCAGCGGCAAAAGGACCAAUAACCGAGAUUACGAGGUCUAUGCCCCCAACCGGACUGCUAAUAACUUGAGCCUGUCUUCUGCUUCUUCAAGGACUAGUAGAAAUGAGAGACAACCUGGUGAAUACAAAACUUUGAAGAUCAGCAAUUUGGGUUCCCAGUUGAGCGAUGGUGCCAUCGAGGAUGGUCUUUUCCAUGAGUUCAAGAAGUUUGGGGAUGUUAGUGUGAAAAUAUCCAGGGAUGGGGAUGAAAGGGUGGCUCUGGUGAAUUUCAGGCACUCUGAGGAUGCAAAGGCUGCCAGGCAUGCCAAGGGCAGAUUGGUGCUACACGAUCGUCCUCUAAAAAUUGAAACAGUUUAUCCUCCACCAAAGGGAAGAAGUUACUCGCCCGAGUUGGAUGGGUAUUCUGCACCCAGUGUCCAGGCCAAUCGUCAUAGACAGAGAUCUCUAUCACCAGCCGCGCUUGGGUACAGAGAACAUCGAGCUCAACAGCGUAGUUCUUUGGGCCGGCAAAUCGUGCCGCCACCUCCACCACCACCUCCACCACCACCACCACCUCCCCAGAGAGACUUGGAGAGAGAACGUGAUUAUGCCUUUUAUGAAGGCCGUGGGCGAGCUGCCUAUGCACUUGAGAGAACUGCGUUCAGGGAAGAUGACAUCUUGCCAGAAGAUGACAAGCGAGCAAAUAGGACAUUGUUUAUUGGAAACCUGGAUCCUUCUGUUUCACAAAAUGAUCUUUUGCUCGCAUUUGAGAGGUUUGGAGUUAUCUUGGAGGUGGAUAUCAAAAGGCCUCCUCGAGGUCAAGGAAACUCGUAUGGCUUCUUGAAAUUUGAAAAUUUAGACAUGGCUCACAGAGCUAAGAUUGCAAUGUCUGGCAAGGUGAUUGGAAGAAAUCCCAUUAAGAUUGGUUAUGGGAAAGCAACUCCCACUACUCGCUUGUGGGUUGGUGGAUUAGGUGCCUGGGUUCCUGUAGCUGGUCUUGCAAGGGAAUUUGACCGCUUUGGCACCAUCAGAUCGAUUGACUACAGAAAAGGAGACAGCUGGGCUUACAUUCAGUAUGAAAGCCUGGAUGCAGCUCAAGCUGCUUGCACUCAGAUGCGCGGCUUUCCCUUGGGUGGACCAGAUCGGCGGCUAAGAGUUGACUUUGCUGACACUGAGCAUCGAUACCCUCAACAGUAUCUACAGGCCUUGCCUCUUCCCCAUUUUGAUUUACUUGGAGAUGGCCUCCUUCCUCGUGGUGCAGAGUGUCUGAGGGGUAGGGAAAGGAACUCUCCCCCAAUGCAUUUUCGAGAAAGGGACCUUUUUCCAGGCAAUGAUUGGCAUGUCCUGUCUGUUCGGGAAAGGAAUCGAACUAGCCAUGAACCGUUCGAGCACAUUGAUCGCGAAGUCCGGGAUAGCUGGUCUCUUGACCGUGACCGUGAACAUAUCUUGCAGACUUGGGACCAAAGAAGGAAAAGGAGAGGACCUGUGGAUGUGCGCCCGACUGAUUGCUCACCCAGUAACGAUAGGUCCAGAAAGCGUCGUUGUAUUUCACCAGAUCGCAGCCCGGGCAAUAGCAGCCGAGAUGGUGGGCGUCACAGUGACUCUGACCGUGAUGCAAAGAACGAGCGGUAUUCACCCAGCAGAGACCGGCGUAACAGCACAGAAAAAGUCUCUUGUGGCAAACAUGAGGCCAAAGCCACAAGCUUACUGGAAAAGGAAAAAGAUCGCAAGCAUAGAACUAUUGAGUGCGUGAGCCCCCUGAGGAGCAAAUCAAAGUCCGAUCUCAAUGCCAAAGCAUCUGACAACUUUCAGGAACAUGAUCGCAAACUGAACGUAGCCUGGCACGGAAUGCUGGUUCUGAAAAAUAGUUCGUUCUCCACAAACAUGCACUUUCUCGAGGGUGAUCUGAGCGUUGCAACCAACUUAUUAGUGGAUGUCUCGACUGGUGGAAAGGUAGCACAGUUAAAAAUCACUCAGCGCUUACGACUGGAUCAGCCUAAAUUGGAUGAGGUAACAAGACGCAUCAAAGCAUCUGGCACCAAUGGUUAUUGUGUGCUAUUGGCCGUACCAGCUUUAAACAGCAUGGAAAAUGUGGAAGGAAUGUCCUCUGGCCUAGAGCAAGCCACUUCACCACAGCGACCACUGAGGAACUUGGUGUCCUACCUAAAACAAAAGCAGGCUGCUGGAGUCAUCAGCCUGCCUGUUGGAGGCAGCAAAGAGAAGGACCACACAGGUGUGCUCCAUGCUUUCCCUCCAUGUGAUUUUUCUCAACAGUAUCUGCAAACCUCUGCUCGAGCCCUGGCCAAAUCUGAAGAAGACUGUCUAGUUAUAAUAAUUGUACGUGGUGCAGCUUAGAAUUGAGAUUGUACUGUUUGAUGUGGUUGUGUAUUGUGAUAUGUAUGGGAUACAAAGGGGUAAAACUCAACAAACUGCAAAACGUGAAGGAGCUGGCAGACACUUUGUAAAAAGAAGGAACUGCAGAUGCUGGUUAGUACACAUAAGGGCACAAAGUGCUGGAGUAACUCAUCAGGUUAGGCAGCAUCUCUGGAGAGCAUGGAUGGGUAACGUCCCGACCCGAAACGUCACCUAUCCAUGUUCUCUAGACAUGCAGCCUGACCUGCUGAAUUACUCCAGUGCUUUGUUUCCUUUUGUCAGACCCUAGCCACAUUGUUCUCAAAGGGAUCUAUCUUCCUACUGCAGAACUACCAACUGGCUCAACAGCCUUGCAUCUGUUACAUGGUCUGUACCCAGUUGAUUGUACAGUAGUUAGUUAUGUGAAAUUCAUCGCCCUCCCUCAGCAUAUGCUCACCUAAUACCAAAUAUGGCCACUUCUAUAAUGGGCUUAUGGCCACGUACGUGUCUUUAAGUCAAAUAGCCCACACAUUUUUUAUUCACCACCCACCUUGCCUUUUCCUUUUAAUUAAAUAAAAACGAUUGUAUCCUUAAAUUCGGUCCUUUUACCCUUACUCUUAUUUUAUUUCAACCUCCAGUAUCCAGUACUAUUUAAAUACACAAUCUCUCAGUAUUGAACAAAAGCCGUGAAUUGUAUAAAGCUUGAAUGCUUCCUGCAUUGUUUAAGGUAACGCAUACCUGUCAGUGCUGGAAGCCAGUGGUUGUUUCUUCAAGCAGAUUAUAUUAUUGGAAACACAGAGUCCCAAGAGUCAUACUUAACAUUAUUACUGAAAUCUUUAUUGAAGGGCAAAACAUUUGUUCAAAAUCUAGUAAUUUUCUGGUUUUGUAAAUGAGGUAACUGAUAUUGGAGUACAGACACCUUGCAAACUGUUAUAUGUAAUGUGCUGUAAACAUUGUAGGCAGUUUUUUUUUUGCACUUAAUAUCUUUUGGACACCAUUAAUUCUCAAACUAACACUGAAACAUCAUUUUUUGCCUUUUGCCUAAUGAUCUGGAAAAUAUUUUUUAAUCAUAUGGAUCUCAGUCCAAAGGCUGCAAAGGUGUUUAUUAAUAUUUAACAUGCCCAAAGAGAGUAACUUAAGCCUUUCCAACUACUGAGUGGGCAAUAAAGUGAACUUUUGGGCCAUGUGUUAAGGCAAUGAUGGAUUAAAUACCACAAAUCCUGGGUUUAACAAAAAUGUGUGACUUUCUGAAAAUAUGCCUGCCUGUAUACUUGUUCUGUGGAGGGCUGUUUUGGGAGUUUUAGGGAGUGAC
Amblyraja radiata (thorny skate) is the source of this 4245-nucleotide messenger RNA. It is a transcript of the gene rbm15, whose product is annotated as RNA binding motif protein 15. The record is from RefSeq and is a predicted model, not a curated record. Lineage: Eukaryota; Metazoa; Chordata; Chondrichthyes; Rajiformes; Rajidae. Gene Ontology annotation, molecular function: RNA binding. The transcript has 3 exons. The coding region runs from base 450 to 2936 and encodes 828 amino acids.